Molecule: messenger RNA, 1130 nt
Organism: Zootermopsis nevadensis
Lineage: Eukaryota; Metazoa; Arthropoda; Insecta; Blattodea; Termopsidae
Product: general odorant-binding protein 72
Molecular function (GO): odorant binding
Source: RefSeq, a predicted model, not a curated record
GAGCACGCGGAUUCCUGACAGUUGGAAUCAGUCUUAUAAGAGUGCUGACAAACAAACUCGAUUACUAACUUCUUGUUUUCUUUGUGUCUGGUUAUAAAUAUAAGCACCAUGAAUCAACUGGUGAAGAACACCAUCGCACUGUUUAUUUUCGCAAUUGUGUUGCGGAGUGCAUCAGCUGGGCUGACAAUGGAGGAAAUAAUGUCAACGGGGAAGAUUUUAAGAAGCCACUGCCAGCCGCGUGUUGGAGUAUCGGACGAGACCAUUGAGGCAGCUUCCGAAGGCCGAUUCAGCGAUGACAGGACAUUGAAGUGUUACCUGGCUUGCAUGAUGGGACUGUCGCACUCGCUGAAAGACGGCAAGUACCAAGCCGAUCUGACGAUCCAAAUGGCCGAAGAUUUGCUGUCCCCUGAAAUUAGCGGCAAGGUUAAGAAUGUAGCUCAAAAGUGUCGGAACGCAGGUGACGGAAUCGAAGACGAAUGUGACGUCGCUCUUGCACUCACAAAAUGCGCCUAUGAAGUCGAUCCUGAGAACCCGAGGCACGUGCAUUUGGCCAAUUACAGUUGUGCGUUAAUGAAAGGGAACAAGAUGCAUUGGUCGUCCGUAGUUUUUGUUGUCAUGGCAACGCUGCUUCUGGAGUUCAAACAAACGUCUGGCGAACUGACUCUCGAAGAGAUACAGAAAGCAAACAUUAUUCUGAGGAAGCAUUGUCAGCCCACUUCUGGGGUCAGCGAUGAUGUCCUUGAAGCUUCAAUGAAAGGAAAUUUCGCUGAUGACAGAAACCUUAAGUGCUACUUGGCUUGCAUGAUGGGGCUGACACACGCACUGAAGAAUGGGCAAUACAGAGCAGAACUUGCAAUAAGGCUCGCGGACGACAUAUUACCAGAAGCUAUCAAGGGCAAGGCAAGGUCCGUGGUGGAGAAGUGUCGAAACGCAGCUGAUGGUCUUACUGACGAGUGUGAUAUGGCAUUUGCGAUCAAGAAAUGUGCUUACGAGGCUGACCCAGAGAUAUAUUACGUGCAGUGAUCGAAGGACAAGCAACCCCAUGAAUCGUCAUAUUAAAUGCACAACAACGUGAGCUUCUGUACAGUCUGAAUCGAAAAAUAAAGUAAUCCACACGCCGUGCGUAUGAA